This is a messenger RNA of Aplysia californica (California sea hare), 3247 nucleotides long. RefSeq names its product DNA replication licensing factor mcm7. The transcript is spliced from 16 exons. The coding region runs from base 144 to 2315 and encodes 723 amino acids. The record is from RefSeq and is a predicted model, not a curated record. NCBI's taxonomy places the organism in Eukaryota, Metazoa, Mollusca, Gastropoda, Aplysiida, Aplysiidae. Gene Ontology annotation, cellular component: MCM complex; nucleus. Gene Ontology annotation, biological process: DNA replication; DNA strand elongation involved in DNA replication; double-strand break repair via break-induced replication. Gene Ontology annotation, molecular function: single-stranded DNA binding; single-stranded DNA helicase activity; ATP hydrolysis activity.
GGCGCGCUCUUGCCACACACAGCCUGAGCAGCGUCACAACACCAAGAAUUAAUAGCAGCGAGCAGAAAGAACUGAAAACGUAGGCCAAGCAGACUGUAACAGAGGGAGUGACCUUUAAUAAUUUAGCGACUCGUGAUUCGACAAUGGCUCCUAAAGAUUAUGCUGCCGAAAAAGAGAAAGUAACCACAUUUUUGAAAGAGUUCUACAGAGAUAUUGGGAGCCGCAAAAAGGAUUUUACUUAUGCAAAUCAGCUGACUAAGUUAGCACAUCGAGAACAAGUGGCACUGGUUAUCGAAGGGGACGAUGUUAACGAGUAUGACCCAGACCUUUGUGAAGCCAUUCUAGAGAACACACGAAGAUAUGUUCAGAUAUUCAGUGAUGCUGUGCACGAGCUUUUGCCAGAGUACAAAAAGAAAGAGGUCCAGAACCGAGAUGCUUUGGAUGUUUACAUUGAGCAUCGCCUCUUGAUGGAGCAGAGAAAUCACCCAGAUGGCCAAGAAGUGACGAGAGACCCUAAGAAUAGAUACCCACCCGAGCUGAUCCGCAGAUUUGAGGUGUAUUUCAAAGCCCCAUCAAACCAAAAGUUUGCUGCCAUCAGAGACAUCAAGGCAAACAACAUCGGCAAGCUGGUGACAGUCAAGGGAAUAGUGACCAGAGCCACAGAGGUCAAACCUAUGAUGACUGUGGCCACCUACACUUGUGAUACAUGCGGAAAUGAAACCUACCAGCCGAUCACCAGCACAGCCUUCAUGCCGCUCCUGAUGUGUCCGAGCCAAGUGUGUACCACUAACAGAUCCGGGGGACGGCUCUACCUACAGACCAGGGGGUCAAAGUUUGUCAAGUUUCAAGAAGUUAAGAUUCAAGAACAUAGUGACCAGGUACCAGUUGGAAACAUUCCCCGCUCCAUGACAAUUUUCUGCAGAGGAGAAACGACACGCAAAGCCCAGCCUGGCGAUCACAUUAGUGUGACUGGCAUCUUCCUGCCUCUGAUGCGUCAAGGGUUUCAACAAAUUGCUCAGGGAUUAUUGUCAGAAACUUUCCUGGAAGCCCAUAGACUGGUGCAGAUGAACAAGACGGAGGAUGAUCAGAACGAGGCUCAGGAGCUGACUCCUGAGGAGCUGAAGCUUGUUGCUGAGGAUGACUUCUAUGACAAACUGUCCAUGAGCAUCGCUCCCGAGAUCUACGGACACGUGGACGUGAAAAAGGCUCUGCUGCUGCUCCUGGUGGGGGGCGUGGACAAAUCGCCCAAGGGAAUGAAGAUCAGAGGGAACAUCAACAUUUGUCUGAUGGGAGACCCUGGUGUAGCCAAGUCCCAGCUCCUCUCCUACAUUGACAGAUUAGCUCAUCGAAGUCAGUACACGACAGGCAGAGGUUCCUCCGGGGUGGGUCUGACAGCGUCCGUCAUGAAGGACCCAGUCACUGGGGAGAUGAUGUUGGAGGGCGGGGCUCUGGUGUUGGCGGACGAGGGUGUGUGCUGCAUCGAUGAGUUUGAUAAGAUGAUGGAUGGUGACCGCACGGCUAUCCACGAGGUCAUGGAGCAGCAGACCAUCUCCAUCGCCAAGGCUGGCAUCAUGACCAGUCUGAAUGCCCGGGUGUCAAUCCUGGCGGCUGCUAACCCGGCUUAUGGCCGCUACAACCCGCGCAAGUCGGUGGAACAGAACAUUCAACUGCCAGCCGCGCUGUUGUCUCGUUUUGACCUUCUCUGGUUGAUCCAGGACAAGGCUGACCGGGAGAACGAUCUCAGACUGGCCAAGCAUAUCACCUACGUCCACCAGCACAACGUUCACCCACCCUUGACAUUCCAGCCCCUGGAGAUGAAGCUCAUGAGACGUUACAUUGCCCUGUGCAAGUCCAGGAAUCCAACUGUGCCAGAGUCGCUGGCUGAUUACAUCACCGGGGCGUAUGUGGAGAUGAGGAAGGAGGCCCGGAACAACAAGGACAUGACCUUCACCUCUGCACGUACCCUGCUUGCCAUCUUGCGCCUGGCCACGGCCCUAGCUCGACUCCGUCUUGCUGACACAGUGGAGAAAGAGGACGUGAACGAAGCCAUGAGGCUGAUGGAGAUGUCGAGGGAUUCCCUGAACAACAUGCACGACGCACAGACUAGGAGCCAGAACCCGACUGACCAGAUCUACCAGAUGAUCAGAGAGAUGGCGCCGGCCACCGGGGCCAAGUCGGUCAAACUGUCGGACGUCAUGGAAGUGGUCACGUCUAAAGGGUUCAAACCGGACCUGGUGCAGGUCUGCAUCGAGGAGUACGAGGAUCUCAACGUAUGGCAAGUCAACUCGGCCCGUACGCGACUCACAUUUAUCUAAGUGUGUGUUGUCUGGACUUUUGGACGUUGUUUGGACCUUUUCAUUUGGACAGUCUGGGCAAUUGACAUGUGGAUGUUGGACAUUCAAAAUUUAGAUUGUCUCAGCAUUUGAACUUUUUACGUCAUCUGGACAUUGUCUUGGCAUUUGACUGUUGCCUGGACAUGACAUGUGGACAUUGUGAGAAAGUGGUGUCAGUGUAAAAAAAAGUUUUCUGAAGAGUAUCUGACAGUGACUGCCGGUGGCUGCAUGCACCUUGUAUUGUAGUGUAAGAUAAAGAUGUAGUACCAACUGUUGGAUACAUCAUUACGGUCAGGACAAUAAUUUGCUACCAAUACUGGUUGCCUCUUUGUUGGUUUAUAAAUUUUGGAACUGAACCUUUUGCCAAGUUGAUAUUGCUGCUGUGCUACUGUUAAAAAUGUCAGUCUAACUUACCUACGAAUGUGUCAAGGAGGUACCAAUUUUUGGGAUAAUGUCACAUAACCUUUGAAUUCCCUUGCAUGUUGUCAUGGGGUCUGAAAAGUUCAGGAGUAUUUUCAUAGCCAGUUGGCAUCUCUGUAUAGGUUUUGCCCUUUUAAUGGUACUGCUGUUUUAUAAGCCGUCGUGACAUGAAGCAGUGUUACAUAAUGCAUAGUUUGUCAUUUGCUGUCAGAAUAUGUUUUACGUAAGUCAAACUACGCAUCACUGUCACUUACAUUCAUCUUCUAUCAUCUUGUGAAAUAUUCAACACAGUUAUAGGUUGCUCUCUGUAAAUUCUUCCUGCAACGCGUGAAAUAAAAAUCCAGGCUUAGAGAGAGUAUUGUCCAACUUAAAGCUCUGUUUCAUGCUAGUAUUGAAUUGGAUGUUGAUAUAUUCCCAGUUCCCAGGGUCACUCAUAUUUCAUUGUAAGAAUCAUCUUUUACUGCAAAUUUCAAAUAAAUCAUAAGGAAAAGAAA